AUGGAUGGUUUAAGUGAGAGGGGGUUGGGGGUUGGGGAAGGGGAGAGGAUUGACCCCCUUCAGCCCCACACCGCCCGCCCCACACCGCCCGCCCCACCCCCUUCAGCCCCACACCGCCCGCCCCACCCCCUUCAGCCCCACACCGCCCGCCCCACCCCCUUCAGCCCCACACCGCCCGCCCCACCCCCUUCAGCCCCACUAGCAAACGGCACCUCAUUGCUCCCUGUGCGUGGGGAAGGACGGAGUGGGGAAGAAAGGGGAGGGGGGGCUGUGGCGGGGAAGGGGACCUCCUCGAACUGCAGAAAGCUUGUAUUCUCCUCCAGCCCUGCAAGCACACGGCGCCUCAUCGCUCCCUGUGCGUGGAGGGGGGGGGAGGGAGGAAAAUGGGAGGAUCUCCUUCAGCCUUGCAUUGCACUGCCUGCCGUCCUGCCGCCCCAUCGCUCUCUGUUCCCAGCCAUGUGUUCUGUUGGAAAGGCCCUUGGGUGGUUCGAUCCUGCUGGACGCGUUGUGACAGCGACUCACCUGGAGGGGGGCUCACCUGGAGGGGGGCUCACCUGGAGGGGGGCUCACCUGGAGGGGGGCUCACCUGGAGGGGGGCUCACCUGGAGGGGGGCUCACCUGGAGGGGGGCUCACCUGGAGGGGGGCUCACCUGGAGGGGGGCUCACCUGGAGGGGGGCUCACCUGGAGGGGGGCUCACCUGGAGGGGGGCUCACCUGGAGGGGGGCUCACCUGGAGGGGGGCUCACCUGGUGGGGGGCUCACCUGGUGGGGGGCUCACCUGGAGGGGGGCUCACCUGGAGGGGGGCUCACCUGGAGGGGGGCUCACCUGGAGGGGGGCUCACCUGGAGGGGGGCUCACCUGGAGGGGGGCUCACCUGGAGGGGGGCUCACCUGGAGGGGGGCUCACCUGGAGGGGGGCUCACCUGGAGGGGGGCUCACCUGGAGGGGGGCUCACCUGGAGGGGGGCUCACCUGGAGGGGGGCUCACCUGGUGGGGGGCUCACCUGGUGGGGGGCUCACCUGGAGGGGGGCUCACCUGGAGGGGGGCUCACCUGGAGGGGGGCUCACCUGGAGGGGGGCUCACCUGGAGGGGGGCUCACCUGGAGGGGGGCUCACCUGGAGGGGGGCUCACCUGGAGGGGGGCUCACCUGGAGGGGGGCUCACCUGGAGGGGGGCUCACCUGGAGGGGGGCUCACCUGGAGGGGGGCUCACCUGGAGGGGGGCUCACCUGGAGGGGGGCUCACCUGGAGGGGGGCUCACCUGGAGGGGGGCUCACCUGGAGGGGGGCUCACCUGGAGGGGGGCUCACCUGGAGGGGGGCUCAUCUGGAGGGGGGCUCACCUGGAGGGGGGCUCACCUGGUGGAGGGUCUUUUUGGAACGCCACGACUUGGGAUCACAGCACGCCCGUUUCCUCCCAGGCUUCUGACCUGGACCCACCUCGAGGGAACAUCACCUACAAGGAGACUUGCCUUUGA
Molecule: messenger RNA, 1473 nt
Organism: Closterium sp. NIES-65
Lineage: Eukaryota; Viridiplantae; Streptophyta; Zygnematophyceae; Desmidiales; Closteriaceae
Source: the annotation of a GenBank genome assembly